AUGGGAAGGUUUUUGAUUGUCACCAAAAAUGGCAAUGACGCAGAACUUGUAGAAAAGAUCAGACAUUCCCUGGAUUGCCACACCCUUGACCAAGGCAUUGAGUAUGAUGGCAUAAUCGUCCUGGGAGGCGAUGGGACUGUACUCAGGACCAUUGCGUCCUAUCGGAACCCGCCUGCUGUAUAUGCAGUAAACAGAGGAAGAGUAGGCUUUCUUUGCCCCAUCCCUCACACCGCUAUAGAUGAGCUCAUCGGCCGACUAAGAAAUGGGAAGAGGAUUGAGCUUGUUGAAGUAAAGAGACUUUGCCUGUCAAAGAAGCAUUACUUUCUGAAUGAUGCCGUGAUAAGGCCGUCCUCCAUAGGACUUGGAACAUUCAAGAUAUUCAUAGAUGAUAUCUCACUUGUAUUGAGAGGAGAUGCUGUUAUUGUUGCAACAAAGACUGGGAGCAGUGCAUAUAAUGCAUCUUUGAAUGGGCCUUUGCUUUUAAACGAAGGGAUGGUUGUCAAUGUAGUUGCACCGAACAACUGCAGGUUUAAACCGAUUGUGUGUGGAAUUGGGACUAGAGUCCGUGUGGAGGUUGACAGGGAUGCCCAGAUCAUCCUUGAUGGUGUUUUAUGUGAGGAGGAGUCUUUUGAUGUGUGCUAUGAUGGAUCUUCUGUGAGGUUUGGACAUCUGGGUCACUAUGAUCAAUCAAAAAGAAUAGAGGAGCUCUUUCUACUUUGA
This is a messenger RNA of Encephalitozoon romaleae SJ-2008, 720 nucleotides long. Its product is annotated as nadF-like NAD kinase. The transcript has a single exon. Bases 1 to 720 code for a protein of 239 amino acids. Gene Ontology annotation, biological process: NADP+ biosynthetic process; NAD+ metabolic process. The record is from RefSeq and is a predicted model, not a curated record. Lineage: Eukaryota; Fungi; Microsporidia; Unikaryonidae. Gene Ontology annotation, molecular function: NAD+ kinase activity.